Messenger RNA from Cylas formicarius (sweet potato weevil), 10304 nucleotides. RefSeq names its product C-1-tetrahydrofolate synthase, cytoplasmic (gene pug). The transcript is spliced from 15 exons. NCBI's taxonomy places the organism in Eukaryota, Metazoa, Arthropoda, Insecta, Coleoptera, Brentidae. The record is from RefSeq and is a predicted model, not a curated record. Gene Ontology annotation, cellular component: cytosol. Gene Ontology annotation, biological process: tetrahydrofolate interconversion. Gene Ontology annotation, molecular function: formate-tetrahydrofolate ligase activity; methenyltetrahydrofolate cyclohydrolase activity; ATP binding. The coding region runs from base 7403 to 10252 and encodes 949 amino acids.
UUUCCUUAAACAAUUUAGGUUAUUUUUAUGAAGGUUAAGAAAUUCAUAGAAAAAAAAACGGUGGGUUCAGUUUCGACGUAUACAUAUAGGAAUUUCGCAUUUUUGCGUCACAUUCUUGACACUGAUUCAGAUUUUAUUUUGAUUUUAUAAUAUAGAUUUUAAAUUCAACUAACCAAAAGAAAAAUGCACUGUUCAACACUCAACUGUCAGAAUACGUUCAUUUAAAGCAAGAUGAAUCUUAGGACAGGAACGUUGACGUCAAUUGUUGUUAAUAUCGCAAAAAUUUGAAAUUUUUAAAAAAGGUGAACUUUAUUUUCUAGAAUUAGGAAAAAUUCAUUCAAGCAAUUUUUUACAUGUUAAUAUUUAGCUUUGAUUAUUUAUAUACCGGAUGUUUCAAUGAGGACGAUUCCUGCCUACGUUCAUGAUUUUAACAAAAAAGGCCUAAUUAAAGACCCAGGCAAUCGAAAGACGUUUAUUAUACGUUACUUCACCGCGACGUGCGUCUCAUGUGAUUAUUACUUGGAUUUGAACCAUCUUCCACGUUUUUUAAACUUCUGAUUGCAAACGUUUUUUUUGUUUUGGUAGUCUCUUUCAAAAAAUAGAGAUUUUCUGCACUUGUUAGGCAAAUAACUACUCACAUUGUCAUAAUUCAAAAAGGUAUUAGAAUCAGAACUAGUCAUUGGUAUCAUAUCUACAAGAAAAUGUGAAAUCUUAAAUAAGAGCAAAAAAAACAUGUUUUUCCUGGGCGAAGCCUAACAAUACAAAAAUAAAGGACAUGACAACAAUAGAAAGGAAAAGUGGACUUAUUCAUACUAGCCAUUCUAUAGCAUAACUAACAAGGCAAUGUAUGAAAUGUUUUUAUAUAGUUUAUCUAAUAGGCAAUCAUGCAAUCUCUCUCUUUAGUCCAUUACCCUAAGAAGGGCUUAGUGACUAUGAUGCUCUUGAAGCAGUGCUUAAGGUAUUGUGCCAUUCCGUUCUAUUCUGAGCCAUGAUUACGAUUUCAUGAAAGCCAUGGCCGAUAAGAUCCUUGGUUUGAUCUAUCCAUCUUUUGGGUGAUCUUCCGCGCGACCGUCUUCCUUCUACCUUUCCUUCGACUAUUAGUAGUUGCAGCGAGUCCGUUCUUCUUGCAAUAUGGCCAAUGAAUAUUAGAAAGCUUCGAUUUAUCAUCUUUGAUAGAUUUAGUUCAGUAUUUAGUUCUUGAAGAACGGACUCAUUUGUACGGUGGGCCGUCCAGGGUAUCCGUAAUAGCCGUCUGUACGCCCAUAUUUCAAAGGCAUCUAUCCGCCUUGCAUCGCUCUUCUUGAUCGUCCAGGUUUCAGCUCCAUAAGUGGCAAUCGGGAACACAAGUCUUCAACAAUCUUAGUUUGCUGUUUUUAGUGUUCGCUGUAUCUCUCCAGAUCUUAGUUACGGCUGUUCGAGCUAGUGCAAUUCCUCGCUUUAUUUCACCUUCACAUGCACCGCUAUUGUCAAUUAAGGAUCCCAAGUACGGGUACUUAUUCACCACAUUGAACCCAGCUUUGUUUUUUACGUGGGGUUGGUUCUAGUUUUGCCGAUCUACAAUCAUGACAUUUUGGAUUUAAUUUCAAUCCAAAUUCUGCACUAGUUUCCUGGAGACGGGGCAUAAUAAAUUCCAUUUCUUCUACACUAGAUGUUAUAAUUAGUGCGUCGUCAGCAUAUCACAGAUUGUUGACCUUUCUUCCCCCUACAGAUAUGCCACCCUGCCAGUUAUCCAGAAUGAAACCUGUUUGAUGUGACAUCGUUGAUUCUUAUCAGACCGUAAUUAUGUUCAUAGAGCUGUCUGAUAAGUAUUAUUAAGUGGUCAGGGUCCCCCAUUUCUUUGAGUAUUUGCCACAGUUUUGUCCAUUUUACCAAGUCGAAGGUCUUGGAGUAAUCGACAAAACAGAGGUACAUUGUUAUGUUAAAUUCUCUAGCUUUCUCAAUUAGUUGUCGUACGUUUCCUAUUUGUUCUCUCGUACCCUUACCCGGCAUAAAGCCGGUCUGUUCUUCUGCAAUCUGGGGUAGUAGAUAUGGUCUAAGUCUGUUAUUAAUGAUCUGUAGGAGAAUUUUGCAUGCAUGGGGUAUUAUUGCAGUCUGCUGGGUUACCCUUUUUAUACAGUGGCAUAUAAAGUGAGCCGCACCAUUCGCCUGGCCAAACUCCUGUCUUCCAAACUCGAUUACAUAUAAAAUGCAAAACAUCAACUACAGGCUGACCUAUUGACUUUAGUAUCUCUGCAGCUAUGCCAUCUAUGCCUGGACUUUUAUUGUUUUUGAGGCUCUUUAAGGCGCGUUCAACCUCCGAUUUAAGAAUCCCGGGUUCGUGUUCAGUAAGUGUAGAAAAGUUUACGGUGUUAAAGGGUCCGUCAUCGCUGUAAAGUUUAUUGCAGUAUUUCCGCCAGACCUCAGCAAUGCCUUCCGGAUCGGUAGUCAUUCUACCAUUUUCGUCCAGUAUAAUUUGUGUGCGAAGUUUAAACUCACGAGAGAGGUAUUUUACUUUAUUGAACAGUUCCCUGGAUUCGUUGGUUGCGGAGUGCUUCUCUAUUUCCAUGUAGAUUUUGUGAAUGUGUGCGUUUUUAUCCAGCCUACAGCUGAUUUUUAUUUCUUUAUUGAUGUUUUUCAAUUUUAAUUCUUUAUCAGAUAUUGUUGCUGGUAAGGCUUUUAGGUGUUUUCGUGAUUCCAGCAAACUGACAGUAUUAUCAGAUAACCAAGGUUUGGGUUUUAUCUCCGACUUUCCAGGUGUACAGCAUUUUUUGACCAUUUCAUUUAUCCAAGCUCUAGUAUCAUUCCACAUUUCUUGUGCAUCAUCUUUCUGUCUAGGCAUUUCGACAGAACUCAGUGCUAUCAUUAUUUUCUCAGUAGAGGGUAUUGGACACCUUGUCUUCUUGUUUAAUUUCACUACCCUUAGUUUGCGAUGAAAGCUUGCCACUUAGAGUUUAUGAUCUGAUCCACAUUCCAUGCCAGGUCUUGUUUUAACAUUGGUAAUAGAGGACCGCCAUCUACAGCUUAUGAAAAUAUAAUCAAUUUGAUUUUUCGUUUUUUGGUCGGGCGAUGUCCAAGUUGAGAGUCGUCUAGGGUGGUGUUUAAACAUGGUGUUUGCGAUAGUGAGAUUGUUGUCUAUUGCAAAUUGAAUUAGUCUCUCCCCUCGAGCAUUUCUGUAUCCAAGCCCAUACCUACCCAGGACAUUCUUUAAGUUCUUCUUAAGUCUUUCCAACCUUUGCAUUGAAAUCGCCUAGGAUGAUUAAUGGUUCUCUUUUUGGUGUGGCUGAAACUAAUUGCUCUAUUUCCUGGUAAUCAUCCUCCACUAGUUGGUCGUCUGCGUCAGUUGUUGGCAUAUACACCUGGAUGAGAUGCAUGUUAGUAGGCUUUGUACGGACAGUAACUUUAACAAUGCGGUCGUUGAUUGUUUGGUCAUUCGUUUAUUGAUCACUAUGGCCACUCCAUUUUGACUUACAUUGUCUGAGCCUGACACGAAAAUCUGAUGGUCAUUAGUUGUGAAAUGUCCCUUACCUCUCCAGUGGGUUUCUGUCAAACCACAUAUAUCUAUUUCAGUCGCCAUUAACUCGCGCUCUAAUAUUUGGAGGUUGCCUACGUUCAGAAGCCCUCUCACAUUCCACGUAGCAAUAUUCAAUUUGGAUUUUUGGGGAAGCUUAAUAUUUUUUCCAGGAGCUCUAGCUGCAGACAGAGCCUGGUCACCCACAUCUGUCUGCUCGGUCACUAAUUUCACACUUGUUGGCCCGAACCCAAUCAAGCGCCGGUCGCUACUCGGAUCGCAUGACACACGCAUACUAUUACCUUUUAAAAUCAUAAGUGUUCAUGGGAUAUCCCGGCGGGAUCUUUAAUGUGGUAGUCUUCCCGUGGCUUUCCACAUCCGUAUGCCGUUGAUUACUUACUUGUAAUUCCUCCGCCUUUGAGGUCGAUUUCUCAACCCCAGGACAAUAGGGUGCCCUUAGCUGCCUCCCGUAGCUGCUUGCUGACAGAGGGAGAUUACUUAUACCGGUAAUCCUUCGGUCGACAGAACCUCGUUGGUUAUCUAGCAGGGUGCACCACGUGCAGGGGAGGUUGUCAGUUGGUUCGACUUUCUCAAUCACAUUGUCAAUUCCCCCUUACACCCCUUUCAUGCAAUGCAUGUACUAAAUAAAAAAAACGGAAUCCAGAACUAAGCAAACGUAGAAUUUAAAAACUACCUGUAACCCUAUAGCUUCGGGCGCAUUAAAAAUUAUGAAAAUUACUUCUCUUGUUUCUCCUAUAAAGACGUUACUAUAACAAAAACAAAUUACUUUUACAGUUAUCCUAAGAGGUACUAUAUUAUGUUAUCGCCUUGGUGAUGCAAAACUGUCGCGGUGGAGAUCCAGCUUGUUGUUUUUCAAUUUUGGUUAGUUUUGGUUAGUCUCUGUUAUUGCCUUGGCGAUGCCAAAGCGUCGUAGAGGAUGUCCAUGUGAUGAAUUCAUAUGGGUGUGCCACAAGGAGCGACACCGCAGAACACUUUCGGUAGAAAGAUAACAACUGUGUUGGAAAAGUACAUCCAAAUAUUUAUGAACUGCUUAAAAUCCUUCAAGAGUAAAUACGGUACUACGAUAUUAUCGUAAAACAAACUGAGCUGAAUAUGAACACUCUAUACAUCUAAGGAGUACGCCCGAAACAAGCACAAACCUCCUUUUAAUGGUGGAUAUGUUACUGGCUCGUCUAUUUGGAGGACAGAAGAUAAACUAACCAAACCUGACAUACAAAAAACCCUUUGAAUUAAAAAAAAUAUCUAAAGAAAUUAACUCGAUUUUCCGUUUAACUGCGGGCCCGAGCUAGGAAAUGUAGAGAUAUAUAUAAUAUAAUUUAUUCCACAAAAUACCUUCAGCCAUUCUAUAUAAUACUUAGCAAUUCUAUACAAUUCCUGACGAUUAUUCUUAGUUUAGUGGGUAGAUCGGGAUUUAUAUAAACGAGAAUCACUGUUCUCCAAAAAAAAAUCAUCAAAAAACACAUUUUAUUAAAAAUAAAAAUUGCUAGAACUAGUUUUUAAACCCAAGGUAAAAGAUAAAAGGCAUGCAAGGAAUUUAUUUCCAUUAUAAAGAGAAUCAAUCGCAUAUAUUGUCGGUACGAAUUACGAUGGCAUAGUCCGUCCACCAAGAGAGAAGGUUCGUCAGUAUUUUAUCCAAUCGUAUACUGAGAAUGGCAAAACCCACUCAUUUACCUGCCAGUAUUUGAAUAUCCAAUUAUGCGCGAAUGUCGUACACUCGACAGAGAUAUCACCAUUUGCCGGAAAAUUACCAACUAGCCAAAACUGCUGGCGAAACUCGGAAACUUCGAAGGCCGCCUUUAAUUAAUUAUUAUGCACGAUACCAGUAUAUUAUUGAAAUUUUGUAUUUGACGGAAAAAAUUAACUCAAGAACAUUUGAUUAACGUAUAGGUACUGAAAAUUGAACCUUUUUGAUUUAAAAAUUAUUUUAUUUAUAUAGUAUACCAAAACGGUGUUUUUGUUUAAUGACAAAGUCUGUAUAUUAUUAAUUCAAUUAAUUCUACAUUCAAUAGGAUUUUAAACAACAUAACCUUCUUAUAUUACAUAAUUACUCGUCGUUGUUAUAUUCUGGAAGAACAUCAAUGAGUUAGGUGUAAAACUGGAAUAGUAUAUUAUGCAAUAAGUGCGGUAAACGGCAUUUGACUCACGAGUUUAUUUGACAUGAGCGGGGCGCAGCGGAGCAGGUGUUUAAUAAACGAGUGUUAACUGAAACGAGUGUAACUGACCUAAAGUGACGCUUCCCGCACGUUAGAUCGGUGUGUAAUUAGGCAUUUUAUAGACGGGAGUAGAAAAAAGUAUUUAUUCAAAUCUCGUGACUGUAUUCCACAAGCAACUCGAAAAAUAAGGGCUUACUUUUAAUUAAUUUUAAAAUAAUAUUUUUGGGUUAUAAUAAGUAUUUGCAUUCGUAUAUAAUAAUUCUAAUAACUUUAAUAACGAGAUAUUUUGAUUCACUUUUUUAAAAUGUGCCCUAUUAGUUUAAGUAUAGGAAAUUCACUAUUAAUAUAGCCUGAUUUCCGGUGGAAAAGGCAAGUGUUUAUGGUGACUGAGGCGUACGACGUUGCUUCUUCGAAACAAUAUCAUCAGCUUUAAUAUUUUUAAUCUACAUCCUGUAUAUUUUGGGAUUUUCCUUUCGGGCCUCAAUUUCCGGUUAUGUUUGUUUAAUACCCCUUAUACCUCUUUAAACAUUUUCAAAAUUCAGGUAUUCGUAAUAACCCAUUAACUGUCAAAAUUUCUAAAUGUUCACUGGAAUUGUUAGUCAAAUUUAUAGCUAUUUAAAUAUGCUAGUUUUUACAGAAACUUGCUUUUAUUGGAGAAGCCUUACAUAUGUAUAAGUGCAGGAAUCUAAUAUAUCAUUUUAUUAGACCUUCCUAUGAUCAAAAUUUCAGCUCUCUAAGAAUUCAAAUAUGGUUAUAGUUAUACAGGUUUAGUUCCUUUGCAGUAAAAUAUUCAACUCUGUUUCCCAUAGCAUUAAGAUCCUCACAAGCGUUGGUAUAUUCAAGAAAAAGUUAAAGGAUCGCUUGAUCUGCUUUAUAAAACUUUAUACCUGUAUAUUUUUUUGUAUUUUGGAUAAAAUAUCAAAGUUGAUGUUAUUUUCUUAAGAAGCGGCAAGCAUAGCUAAAAAUACAUAAGAUCGUCGUCGCUUGGAUUAAUAAUUAAUUAAUUAUUAAAAGUUAAUUUAAUUAAAAGACAACUUCCUUACAUAAGCUACUUGCAAUACACGUAAACAGUAGCCCUAAAGAGAUAUUGCGGAAAGUGUAUUUUCGGGUUAAGUACCCGAAAAUUUUGAAUUGUACUCAGAAUUAAGGAAAGUACAUUGAUUUUGCAUAUAUUUUAUAAAAAUUUAUAUAGACUAUUUAAGAUAUAGAAUUUAACGGAUGCAAAUAAAUCAGGAGUAGAGAAAAAUUUGAAAGGAGAAGAGCCCUACAUGGAAAUUAAUAAUAACAAUAAUGGUAAUAAAUAAGUAGCCUUUAUUAAUAAUAAAACGAAACAGCAUAAAGUAAAAAUAACACAGGUGGCAAGGUCUAGAAGCCCCGUUCUAGGUCGCUACCACUGCAACGUAAUAUUAUCAUGUAAAGCAAACAAAGGGAAAUGCAAAAAUAAAAACACUUUAGUUUCUCAUCAGUUCCAUGAAUUCCUUAACUUUUUUACUAAAUAUGGAACUUAAUGGGGAAGGAAUAAUAAUUUCUACUCCCUUCUGUAAAAUACCUAAUUUUACUCUUAUCUAGCGUGAGGGAAGCGUAAUUUUACCAUGUGAGCUUCUUUUCCCACGGAUCCGAUCCACUUCGGACAUUUCCGGGAUAUUACCGCAUGGGUUUGGGAGCAAUUGGAUGUUUUCGGAGAUUUUACCGCACAGCUUGAAUUUUGACGUUUGUCAAUUCUGACGGAACUGCUUAAAGCAUGACGGAGAAUAGUCUGGCAGAUCUGGUUCCUAAGAUGGCCGCCAAUAUCAGAGGACAAAUCCUUUCAGGUACACAGAUUGCAAAUGGGAUUAAAAACCAACUCAAAAAUGAAGUUCAGCGUCUCAAACAGCAAUUGCCUAGUCUGCAACCCCGCCUUGCGAUCGUCCAAGUUGGAAGCAGGGAAGAUUCCAACGUGUACAUCAGAAUGAAAGUACAGGCGGCGGCUGAAGUUGGGGUUCAAGUCGAUCAUCUGCAACUUCCGCCCAGUACAACUCAGGCAGAGCUUCUCCACAAACUGGAUAAACUGAAUCAAGACCUUAAAGUUCAUGGAAUCAUAGUUCAACUACCCCUGGAUUCAAUAAACAAAAUCGACAGCAAUUUGGUAACGAAUUCGGUAGCUCCAGAAAAGGAUAUCGAUGGACUUAACACUGUAAAUGAAGGCCAAUUGGCAGUGGGAGAUUUGUCAGGUUUCAUUCCAUGCACUCCGGCCGGUGUACUGGAGUUAAUAAAAUCGACGGGAGUGACAAUAGCUGGCACCGAAACGGUUGUUUUGGGAAGAAGCAAAAUAGUUGGUACGCCUGUAGCAGAAUUGCUAAAAUGGAAUCACGCAACCGUCACCGUCUGCCACUCAAAAACCAAAGAUUUAAAGCAAAAGUGCCAAAAGGCAGAUAUACUCGUGGUAGCCAUUGGACAACCUCAAAUGGUAAAAGGUGAUUGGAUUAAACCGGGUGCUGUGGUCAUCGACUGUGGCAUCAGCGCUGUUCCAGAUCCUUCAGCGAGGUCAGGUCAAAAACUAGUGGGUGACGUUGCCUUUGAGGAAGCCAAAAUCGUUGCUUCCUACAUCACGCCUGUACCAGGAGGUGUGGGUCCCAUGACUGUCGCUAUGUUAAUCAAAAACACAGUCAAAAGUGCCGAAAGGGUGGUGAACCAGUGGACUAAAACUUCUUGGAACUUAGCUCCCAAUCCGUUGCACUUGAACACGCCAGUCCCGAGCGACAUUGAGAUUGCAAGAGCACAGGAGCCCAAAAAUAUUGUCGAUUUAGCACAUGAAAUUGGUUUGUUCCCAACCGAGAUAUCACAGUAUGGAAGCAAGAAAGCCAAAGUAUCCCUAUCAGUGCUUGACCGACUGAAAAACCAUUCGAAUGGAAAAUAUGUCGUGGUUACUGGCAUAACACCAACCCCAUUCGGCGAAGGCAAAAGUACGACCAUGAUGGGUCUAGCACAAGCACUUUCCACACAAUUAAAAAAAAACGUUUUUGCGACAAUGAGACAACCGUCGCAAGGACCGACUUUUGGAAUUAAAGGUGGUGCAGCUGGAGGUGGAUACUCGCAAGUAAUUCCCAUGGAAGACAUGAACCUCCACUUAACUGGUGACAUUCAUGCCAUCACUGCUGCUAAUAACCUUUUGGCUGCUCAGCUUGACGCUAGAAUCUUUCAUGAAGCCACCCAAAAAGACCAGGCCCUAUACGACCGUUUGGUGCCUACCAUUAAAGGAGUUAGGAAAUUCUCCAAGAUCCAAUUGAGGAGAUUGGCUAGAAUGGGAAUUAAUAAAACUGAUCCGAAUAGUCUCACGCCUGAGGAAAGGAGCAAUUUUGCAAGGCUUGAUAUUGAUCCAAAUAAUGUUAUCUGGCACAGAGUUUUGGACAUCAACGAUAGGUACUUGCGUGAAAUCACAGUCGGAGAAUCUCCAACAGAAAAGGGUCUGACUAGAAAAACCGGCUUCAUGAUAACGGUGGCUAGCGAAAUUAUGGCUAUACUGGCCCUAGCAAAGGACCUUGCGGAUUUUAAAGAUCGACUUUCGCGAAUGGUUGUGGCGUUUGACAGAAAAGGCAAUCCCGUAAUCGCCGACGACUUAGGGAUUACCGGAGCUUUGGUGGUGCUGCUUAAAGAUACGGUGGAGCCGACAUUGUUGCAGACGUUAGAAGGAUCACCGGUAUUCGUGCAUGCCGGGCCAUUCGCCAACAUUGCCCACGGAGCCAAUUCCGUUUUGGCCGACAAAAUCGCUCUAAAGCUAGUGGGUCCUCAGGGCAUUGUACUGACCGAGGCAGGAUUUGCCUCUGAUAUAGGUAUGGAAAAAUUUCUCAACAUUAAAUCUAGAACAUCGGGAGAUAUCCCGAAUGCAGUCGUCCUGGUGGCAACCAUAAGAGCUUUAAAAAUGCACGGUGGAGGGCCAGCAGUCACCCCUGGAGCCCCAUUAGCUGCGGAAUAUACUCACGAAAAUCUCGAUUUGUUGAGGAAAGGAAUUCCCAACUUAGUGAAACAUAUUAACAAUGGCAAAAGACACGGUCUGCCUGUAGUAGUGGCCCUAAAUCAUCAUACGAACGACUCGGAAGCAGAAAUUAAACUAGUAAUUGACGAAUGCAAAAAAGCGGGUGCGUUUGACGCGGUUUUGACUAAGCAUUGGGCGUUGGGUGGCAAAGGGGCAGAGGAUUUGGCGAAAGCUCUGGUUCAAGCGGUCAGCCAACCUAACAAAUUUGAAUUUCUUUACGAUUUGAAUCUAGCCCUCAAAGCAAAAAUUGAAAUCAUUGCGAAAGAAAUGUACGGUGCGGGACAAGUUACCUACACUUCUCUUGCUGAAGAAAAACUAAGGAAAUAUGAGGAACAGGGCUUCGGGUCAUUGCCAAUCUGUAUGGCCAAAACUCAAUUGUCUUUGAGUGGCGAUCCAUCGAUUAAGGGAGCACCCACAGGCUUCACUUUGAAUGUUAAAGACGUCGCAGCAUCAGUCGGUGCUGGUUUCAUCAUUCCAUUGACAGGAGAAAUAACCAAAAUCCCGGGGUUGCCUACGAGACCAGCCAUAUAUGACAUUGACCUGGAUACCGAAACUGGGGAAAUUGAAGGAUUGUUUUAGAAGAUUUUUUUAAAAAUUUUUGUGAGACACAAACGUGGCAAUUGUUUUUAUU